This is a messenger RNA of Akanthomyces muscarius, 318 nucleotides long. RefSeq lists its product as uncharacterized. The coding region runs from base 1 to 318 and encodes 105 amino acids. The record is from RefSeq and is a predicted model, not a curated record. Lineage: Eukaryota; Fungi; Ascomycota; Sordariomycetes; Hypocreales; Cordycipitaceae. The transcript is spliced from 3 exons.
AUGCUUGUUACCACUCUUGCCGCCCCCUGCGCCAUCGUGAAAAGGACGAUCACACCGGAUGGGGUCGCAGAGUCUAUUAACACCGGCAAGAAAAUUAUUGACUGGAAUUACAAUGGCCAAAGAAAUGGAUCUAUCGAUGUCAAAACUACCUCUAGAAUAUGGGCUUCCCUCGGCAGAGACAGGCUGGCAAGAUACCAUCCUCAUCUCGUUUCCGCGGACGGCCACGGCGACAAGCAUUCAAGGCGCUUCAUCUUGGACUCGAUGUUUAUAUAUGAGCGCACGGCAGGUUCGUUGGGAAGACGGUCCACACUGCCAUAG